GCGGCGAACUGCAAUGAUUCAUACGAAUAUGUAGUCUCAAAAACAGCACACACAUGCAAUUAAGACCUAUAUCAUUACAUUCGAAGUAAUAACAAACACAUAGUACAUAACCCAACCCACCCCCUCCCUUCCCCUCCCCUCUUCUUCCCUUCCCUUCCCUCCCUUCACGCGGUGAACACCACCACCACCUUUCUCGCCCGUCAACCACCACCACCACCACCACCACCACAACAACCAAACAUCAAAAACCCCUGAAACCAAACACCUCCAUCUCCCCAUCGAAAAUGUCCACCACCGCCAGCACCACCACCAACAAAAAAAAGAAACCAAGCAUAAAGCCCCUCCCCCCUUCCCCCCCCUCACCCUCAAGCUCCCGCCCGUCAUCCCCAACAACAGCAAUCCCCCACCGCCCCACAACCAGCGCCACCGAGAACCUCCUCACGUCGAACCGCCGCACCGCGUCGGCUAACUACAUCGCGGCCCAGCGCGCCGAGCAAGCGUACAAAGCGAAGAAGCGGUCCGCGGGCGCGCAGGUGCAGAGAGUGGAGGCGAAGGAGCAUUUCAGGCGUGCGGGAUGGCAUUUGAGGGAGGGGGGGAGGUGUUUGUGGGGGUGCGUGAGGGCGGGGCCGUGGGUGGUUAGGGGGUGGAUUGGGGGUUGGAGGGAGAGGGGGGAGAGGAGGAGGGUUGAGAGGGAUUUGGAGAGGAAGAGGAGGUUGGAGGAGAGGUUGAGGGGGAGGGAGAAGAAGGUGGAGGAGGAUGGGGAGGGUGGUGACGAGGAGGAGAAAAAGGAGGGGGAGGAGAAGAAGGAGUGA
This is a messenger RNA of Aaosphaeria arxii CBS 175.79, 812 nucleotides long. RefSeq lists its product as uncharacterized. The coding region runs from base 285 to 812 and encodes 175 amino acids. The transcript has a single exon. Lineage: Eukaryota; Fungi; Ascomycota; Dothideomycetes; Pleosporales. The record is from RefSeq and is a predicted model, not a curated record.